Molecule: messenger RNA, 1479 nt
Organism: Hydractinia symbiolongicarpus
Lineage: Eukaryota; Metazoa; Cnidaria; Hydrozoa; Anthoathecata; Hydractiniidae
Exons: 4
Coding region: 623-934 (103 amino acids)
Source: RefSeq, a predicted model, not a curated record
AUCCAUAGAUUGUUCAAUUUAUCCUGUCUAUUAAAAAAAUAGAGGGCUAAUCCCGAUUUAACUGUAGAUUAAAGAACAUUCCAUACUAAAAGUUCUCUAACUGUGUUAUUGCCGGCCUAUUUGCCUCAAAAAAUAUGCAUUAUUGUCCUUGUCCCCAGGGUCUCUUGGCUCAUGAUCCGUUGUACGGAACGGUUAAAUUCAUAAAGGGGAAUCUCUGAGGAAACGAAUUAACGGAAAGGCAGUCAUUGCCCCAUUUUUUAAAUAACCUCUCAGAUAAAGAUAUCGUUACACUCCGUUGUAAGUUUAAUAUCAGAACACCAAAUAUGGAAUCAAGGGUCCAAAGUCAUAGGCUUAAACAUCAAAACAAACCCCACGUGCGCGCGGGAAAAUCAUAUCAUCAAGGAAAUUGAGUUAGUACAUAUUUGAAGCUAGUCCAUUUUUUGAAAUAUUAAAAAUUAUAUAUAAAACGUUUAUUUACUUUGUGCUGGGUGCUUGUUCUCGGCUAAACUAUUUGUUGUAGAUAGUUUGUGGAAGAAUUAGUUAUGGAAACAGAAAAAACAGGUGAGAAAAACUGUAUUUUCUUUAUGAAAGUUGUCUCGCCAAAUGUUUUACCUUUUUUUCAAUGAGUGUUUUCUUGUUUGUAGAAGAAUCAAGUUCGAACGUUAUCGGGGAGAAGCUUUUAUACAAAGCCAUUAUAAGGGAAACUAGGGAAGAAUUAGGUUGCUUGAAGCAAAAUAUAAACAAAGCAAAGUACUCAAUAAUCGUUGACAGUUCUUCGGAAGAUGAAUGCAACACAGAGCUAAAUAAAAUAUUUUCAGAUGUUGAAAAAGAAGUUUCUAAGCAAACUAAAAGAUACAAGCGCAGAAGAGAAAAGAAGCUUCAAGCACUUCAAGAUGAAGUUAUAAUUACCCAUGAUGAAAGAUCGGGUAAGUAAAAAAUACGAUAAAGAUAAAUGCGCUUCGUUUACGGCGGAACAAGCCGAUUUAUCAGUCAACUUCCGUUGCUGAUGACAUUUAUCUGUUAUUUCUAGUUAUUUCUAGGGACCUUACACUAUUUUUAAUUUUUUUAAAUGUUUUUUAGAUCAUCAUCAUUUUGUUGCUUAACUGGAAAUAAAUCAAAAUAAAAUAAAGUGAUCUACCAACUAUCUAGUUGAACUUUUUAAAACACAAGAUAACACCUUUGUUGUUUUUAUAUCUAAACCUAUGGGAGUGCGGUGAAAAGAGAGAUUCGUCUUAUUAUUAUAAGAAGAAAAAAUUAACUUUAUUGUAAAAUGUUCCAAUUCCUUUUUUUUCUGUUUUUCUUACUACGCGCUACGCACGCAUUUGUUUAAGGCCCCUAAAGCGCAUCUGGCCAAGCCCACGGUGCGUGCGUCCAAAAAAAAAAUUAAAAAAAAAUGGGGCAAUGACUGCCUUUCCGUUAAUUCAGAUAGAAACUGUUUCCAUAAAAGCGUUUGUAAUAGCAUAUUCGCAUUUGCAUUUU